AUGGAAAGAAACCUUUUGAAUAUUCAGCCCUUGCAGACUCCAUCUGGAGAAAUAAUUCAUGAAUAUUUUGGCAGUGCUGACAAAAUUGUCACAAAUACUGAUCCAAACUAUGUUCCAAAACAUUCCAUGGCUCGAAUUGAAAUUCCUGUGGGAAAAAAAAGUGAAAAACAUUUUCAUCCUAUUUGUGAGGAAUCAUACACGAUUAUUUCUGGCCAAGGCUAUGUAACUAUUGAUAACGACCGUCAUGACGUCACAGAAGGGUCGUCUGUGAUUAUUCCUCCAAAAGCUCGUCAUCAAAUUUUUAAUACUGGAAAUAAUUCGUUAAUUUUUUUUGCUGUCUGUAUUCCUCCUUGGACCGCAGAUUGCUCAGUUUUUGAAAUGAAAGAUGGGACAGAGAAACGAAGAAGUACAGGCGUUGCAUUCGUAUUAUAUUUGAACAAAGAAGAUGCAGUACGUGCUGUGCAAACAUACAAUGGACAAGAAGUAAGUUGAGAUGUGUGAAAUACUUUCUCUUCCAUAUAACGGGUGAUCCAAGAUAAAUUGCACUAAAUUCUGAUGCAUUUUUCUCUCAUUUUUCAUUUAUGAAAAAAAUGCCCUGAAUAUCAAAAGAUAGAGAAUUUCAAGUUCUACAAAACUGUUGAGUUU
Didymodactylos carnosus is the source of this 645-nucleotide messenger RNA. NCBI's taxonomy places the organism in Eukaryota, Metazoa, Rotifera, Eurotatoria, Philodinida, Philodinidae. The record is from the annotation of a GenBank genome assembly.